Messenger RNA from Echinostoma caproni, 341 nucleotides. NCBI's taxonomy places the organism in Eukaryota, Metazoa, Platyhelminthes, Trematoda, Plagiorchiida, Echinostomatidae. The record is from the annotation of a GenBank genome assembly.
AUUCGGCUGAUCGUCCCGAUUUACGCACAGGUGCACGUGUGUGGCGUUUGCCUAGUCUGGCCACCGGGACCAAUGAGGAAGAGGCGGAACGGGAAUUGGGUUUAGCCACAACCGGGUCAGAUGAGCGUGGUACAUCUCAAUCGAAUACGUUGGACUAUGUGACCACAUUGCCUCUGGACGGAUUCGCGCAUAUUCGCAAGUGUGUUCAUCUCGGUUUUUGUUCUUGCACGUUUCUGGUUAUUUUUAUUAAUAUGAAUAAUUUUACUGUUUAUCCUAAUAAUGAUAACGUUGUAUUUCCUUCUCGAUAUACACGGUCUUUAUUUGUUACCGGAGGGGACUAA